AGCCGCCACGUCAUUCUUCUGAGGUCGUAGACAGUUCAAAGGUUAAAAGCUACGGAGUACACGUGAUAUACAUGUUGACAUAAAUGCAACAACAUAACGUCGUGUAUCAAUAUGGGGAAGAAAAAGAACCGUGAUAAGAAAUUGGAGAAAGCGGGUAACAGUGCCGGAGAGAAAAAAAGUGCCAAGAAGCAGAAGCGAGAUGCUCGCCCCCUUAAAGAUCAUCAAGAAGACCACCUCGAACACAUUCCUUUCAGGCUGCGGGAGAUCAUGAAGAGCAAGGACAGGAUAAAAACUGGUGCUAAAAAAGCAGGCUUUGGCGCAUUCCCUAAAAGAAAGCCAGAGCCGUCCGAGAUCGAAGACAUACCCGUCCCACAUUUCAAGAAAAGAGAGGACGAAGGUGUAAAGCAGUACUUGAGUCGCAUGCAGAUGGAGUCCGAGCAUGUCUUAUUCCUCACCAACAACCAAGUGGAAAGGAAACCUGAACUGGAUGAAGAUAAUGAACAAGAGAAGCCUGUCGACCAUGGCAAGUCUAAAAAAAAGAAAGAGUAUGACCAAUUAAGAUUACAAAAACGAAAGCAGAAGAAGUUGGACCAACAAGAGGCCAGGGUGGAAAAAGAGAGGUUCAAAGAUGAUAUUCCCUUUGGAGAGGUUUCCAUGGAACCACCUUCUCUGACCAGCAAACCCAGGAAAGCACCCAUCAAACCUCAGAAGGCUACUAAAGACCUGCUUCUCAACUCGCUGCUCGGCUACACGAUGGCGUCCACCGCCAGUCCCUCCAUGGCCAGGCAGAGGAUCAUGGAGGAGGAGAGGGAGCGGGCAGUGCAGGCCUACCGCCUCCUAAAGAAACAGAAACUGCAGCGACAGGAACAGGCUAGGACUGCAAAUGUCAAGGGUCUCCAGUGAUGGAAGUCAGUGUCUUCAUUUAUUUUCUUCUAAGUGCAUUAGUGACUGUGCAAAGAGCAGUACAAUGCGGGUGAAAGUCAGGAGGAAGCAGACAUGUGCAUCUGAGCACAUAUUCAAAUAAUGUUGUCUUGAAAAGACAAAUACGUAUCAUGAUGUACAAUAUGCUCACAAGCAUCUUUACAUGUGUUCUCACCUUGGAUUAUGUCCAUUCAUUUUUUACAAGAUAAUACAUACAAGGUUGCCUAAUGUGUAUACAGUACCUCUAAGAUGCACUAGGUGGCAGUGUUUCAUUAAAGGAUUUUCAUUAAAUUGAAAAAAUGUAAGUACAUUUUGUCUGAGUUAUUUUUACUGAGUUUUAGUUGACCGACAAAUAUUACCAGAUUGUGAGAAAAAUACACAUUUAGUAUCCUAUACAGAAUCUCCAUCUUCUCAUUUAUAACACAUUUUCCUCAUAUCGGAAUUCAUGUAAAAUGUAUUUGGUCCAGUCUCAAACUGCUGCCUCCAUAAACUUUAUGAACUGUAUAGUAUACAAAAAUAAAGUGGAACU
Molecule: messenger RNA, 1450 nt
Organism: Nerophis lumbriciformis (worm pipefish)
Lineage: Eukaryota; Metazoa; Chordata; Actinopteri; Syngnathiformes; Syngnathidae
Gene: ccdc137
Product: coiled-coil domain containing 137
Cellular component (GO): nucleus
Source: RefSeq, a predicted model, not a curated record